GGAAAAAGCUAAAGCCUGAAACAUCGGUGAUCAGACUCUGAGCAUCUGCACCGAGAGAGAAACGAGCCUGGAGGCAGCAGCGGGUUGAAGCACGUCCGGACACAAGCGAGUGAGAGUGAGGAAGAAGAGGAACAAGGGAGAAGAAGAAGAAGGACUCGGAGCAGCCGCCAUAGCUGGAGAGUUCCUGCCCUAAUUUGGCCGUUAGGAAGAAACAUCAGUCUGCUACACGGCCCAACCAGAGUCUAAGAUGCCCUAGGCCGGGAGAAGGAAAUGUAAAUGGCUUCCAAAGUAAAAGAUGCUGUGGUGUGGUACCAGAAAAAGAUUGGCGCCUAUGACCAACAGAUUUGGGAGAAAUCGGUGGAACAAAGAGAAAUAAAGGGCUUGAGGAACAAGCCAAAGAAGACGGGACAUGUCAAACCAGAUCUUAUCGACGUGGACUUGGUCAGAGGGUCGGCGUUUGCCAAGGCCAAACCCGAGAGCCCGUGGACGUCGCUGACCAGGAAAGGCCUCGUCCGGGUCGUCUUCUUCCCGUUCUUUUACCGCUGGUGGAUCCAGGUCACGUCCAGAGCCAUUUAUCUUUUACUGUUGGCUCUUUAUUUACUGCAACUGGCAGCAGCAGCCCUGUAUGUGUCCAUCCCUCAGCCUCAUGGGAUACCGACCACCGAGGUGUUCGGAGCCAUCUGGCUCAUGCUGCUGCUCGGCACCGUCCACUGUCAGAUCGUCUCCACCAGGACACCGAAGCCCGCCUCCAGCAGUGGGGGGAAGAGACGCAGGAAGUUGAGGAAGGCAUCUCAGAUGGAGGUGCAUAGGGAAGGCGAUGGGUCUAGCACUACCGAUAACACACAGGAGGGGGCGCCACACUCCCACUCAGCCAGCAGCCCCACAUACAGCCUGGGCACUCUCUUCCAAGAUUUCUGGCAUGAUAUCUGUAAAGCUGGAUCUAAGAAGUCCAAGCUCUCCAUCGACAAAUCUACCGAGACGGAUAACGGCUACGUGUCGCUGGACGGUCGUGUGACCAAUCGCAGCUCGGAGGAGGGGCUUCAGCUCCACGAGCAGCGAUGUGAUUUGUUGAACAGGGCAGACGAGCCGAGCUGGAACUCUCUCGUCCCGCCGCCUCACGCAGCUCGCACCACGGGUCUGAUGCUGCCCAGCGGCAACAAGGAGCCAGCAUCAGAUGAGGCGUCCAGCGAGGAGGACCCCGAGGCCUCCUACAGCGCCCUCCGCAGGGGGGUUGAAAGAAUGAACAGUGACUGUACGCUCAGAAACCGCAAGAGCACUCACCACUACAAGAAACACUACGCUGUGGAGGACGUCCCCAAGUCCGGCACCAGCUGCAGCUCCAGAUGUUCCAGUCUGAGGACUCAGGACUCAGAGAGCACUCGACACGAGUCGGAGACGGAGGACCUGAUGUGGGAAGACUUCCUGCACUGUGCCGAGUGCAGAUCCUCGUGUACAUCAGAAACAGAGGGAGAAGGAGGAACACCCGUGUGCCCUCCUGCUAAGAAGGAAUACAGAGACGACCCUUUCCAUCAGGGUCACGUUCCGUGGCUGCACAGCUCCAACCCCGGCCUGGAGAGAGUGAGCGCUAUCGUGUGGGAGGGAAACGACUGUAAGAAGGCCGACAUGUCCGUCCUGGAGAUCAGCGGCAUGAUCAUGAACAAGGUGAAUCUCUUCACUCCUGGUAUUGGUUACCAGGUGUUUGGGAACCUGGUCUCAGUGACACUUGGCCUCACACCGUUUGCAUACAGGCUGGCUCAGUACCGAGACUUUGAUCAGCUGACCACGCUCUCAGCCAAUGAGCUUCUGUCUGUGGCACUGGGGGGCGGGUCUGGAUCAGACGCCAUGGUCAUCACCAUGGUAACGCUGAGCUUCCUGGUGCGUGUUUGCCUCACGUGGCUCUUCUUCUUCCUGCUCAGCGUAGCAGAGAGGACGUACAAACAGAGGCUCCUGUUCGCUAAGCUGUUUGGUCACCUGACGUCAGCCCGCAGAGCCAGGAAGUCCGAGGUUCCUCAUUUCAGGCUGAAGAAAGUUCAGAACAUCAAGAUGUGGCUGUCGCUGCGCUCUUACCUCAAGAGACGGGGUCCUCAGCGCUCCGUGGACGUGAUCGUGUCCUCAGCCUUCCUGCUCACUCUGUCUGUCGUCUUCAUCUGCUGUGCUCAGUUGCUCCACGUCCACGGGACGUUCCUGGAGUGUCACUAUAACUGGGAGCUGGUGAUCUGGUGCUCCAGUCUGUCUCUGUUCCUGCUCCGGUUCGUCACGCUGGGCUCGGAGACCAGCAAGAAGUACAGCAACACCUCCAUCCUGCUCACUGAACAGAUCAACCUGUACCUGAAGAUGGAGAAGAAGCCAAACAAGAAAGAGGAGCUGACUCUGGUCAACAAUGUGUUAAAGCUGGCUACUAAACUACUCAAGGAGCUGGAUACUCCGUUCAGGUUGUACGGGUUGACCAUGAACCCUCUGCUCUACAACAUCACGCAGGUGGUCAUCCUGUCGGCCGUGUCAGGGGUCAUCUCCGACCUGUUAGGAUUUAACCUGAAGCUGUGGAAGAUCAAAUCGUGACAGAGAGAGGAGGAGGAGGGUCGACGUCACUGACUGAAAGACUGAGCGUCAGUCUCAACAUAUCGGAGCUCUGACCGUCAACGUUCUCACUUUGUGCAAUUCACAAACUAUUUAUUUACCCACUCAGUGUUUUUACUUAGGGUUUCUUUGAAUUCUAGUUUGUUUCCAUUUUUUUGUGUUUUAUCGCACAAGACGAUGCUAUAUUAUUUUACCUGUCAACACAAAGUAUUAUAAGCAUAAAUUAUUAUUGUUGUUAUUGUGAUAGUUUAGGUUCUCCGCUGCAGUUUUCAUUUCAGCUUAUUUGCAAAUUUGAAGGUUAAGUUUUGAACUGCCGAACGGGCGAAAAUCUUUGUAUUGUCAUUUUUUUGUGUUUUAUUUGCUGAAAGUUAUUUAUGUUGAGUGAGUUUCAAAGCGAAACUUGAAGCUCUGUUAUGACCUUAAAAUCCGUUUUUUAAAAUACUAGUCCAGUGGUUUUCUUCUCAGUUGACUUUCUAAAGUUUAAAUACACGGACAAUCUCUUAGACGACAACCGAUGUAGUAAAUAAAACCUCAGUGUUUACCAAGAUCAAACUACAAUUAAAGUUACUCUUAAUUAUCCUAAACUACAAAUUUAAAACCUGGUAUUCUGACAAGAAUGUAAGAAUUGUCAGUUUUUUUUAAUUUCCUCUGUAUCUGAACAAUUUAUCCACAACUGUUCUGUGUUCACUGUUUAAACCAGUUCCCGGAUUUCAAAGCAUACAACAGUAUUGGAUGUUAACAGAAUUGUUUGGUAUGUCAAGUUUUUGUUUGUUUUUGCCGACUUACCUGAGAAAAUUGUUCCUGGUUUUGUUCUUACUUUGAAAAAGCAGCCGACGUCGGCACUGCAAAGACACAAUCAUCCAGUUAAUGGAAAUAACAACAUGUGGAGUCGGGGACAUCGACUCUGGAGCGAGACUGAAAAACGUAUUAACACAGUCGAGGGUUUGCUGAAGGUCUCUUCACUGCAGCAAGUUUAACCCAAUCAAAUACCCUUUUGUAUUUGUUUACUUUUUUCCUUGGACAGUAUUUCCAGCAACAUAUGAAGGUAAUAACUGAUCUGAUGUAGUUCAGGUUAUUUUCAUACACAGUUUGGUACAAUGUGCAGGUAAUGAACGAGCUUCCAAAUAGCUUCUUAAGUGGAGUUUGACGGUUGUUUACCUCUAGCUUUUUUUUUUUUAACUCCUGCUCAAAUUAAUCCUAUGCUGCAUAUUAACUUCCUGACUGAAAUUUGUGGUUUUUAUUUUAUAUAGACAAUUAUCAGCUGCCUUUUCCCCAGAUUCUUUUCUCAAGUGACUCUGAUUUUUGGACAUCCACUGUUCUACAAGGAGAAAUUAUAUUGUAAAAUAUAAAAACAUAAUUGGAAUAACCAGCCUGUUGAUUCAAAUAUUGAAACUUGGCUCUUUACAAAACAGCUUUUGUUUUGGCUGUUGCCGUUUUACUGUAAUUUCUCACUCUUGUUGACAAAUGAUGAAAAAUUCUAACAACUUCACAAAGAGUUUUAGCUCGAGAACUUAUUCCGUCUGCGGCCAACAUUUUGGGACAAUCUGAUUUGUUUGUAUCUCAGUCAAUUUGAUUAUUUCUUAAAUUAAAAUGGGACAUUCAUAUUUGCAUGAGACGUUCAUCCUCUGCCCGGCUCCAUCCCCUGCAGUUAAAACAAGAGCGUGAUUGAAGAAAUGCACUUUAGGAAAAGCAAAACAUAUUUUUAAAACGGAAGAAAAAUAGGUUUCAUCUCGUCUCAAUGUUGGAGAUUUUUUUUGUACCUCACCUGCUUGACACAGUUUGCAUUUGCUAUUCAAGUGAAGGCUAGCUGCGAUGUUAAUAUUCACAUGGCUGUUGAAGUUCAUUCUACAUGGUACGUGAAGUUGUCAUGCUCGCAGAAAGUAUCUCACGUGAUUUUAAUGCUGACGUAAAUUGUUGCCUCAGUUAAUGGGUUAGCACGUUGCUAACUGAAACUAACGUCACUCGUUACAAUGCUAGCAUAGUUAUCUUCAGUGUGUUUGAGGAGGAAGACCAAAGUGCUUAUUGUUUGUUUUUCUUAUUCUCUGGGGGAAAAGAAAGAAUGUAUUUGCAGCUUUAUGCUUUAAAAUCUGUUUCCCUUUGGAAAUUCAAGUUGUAUUUUUGUUUUCUUUUUGACCUUUCACUCUUUGUUCUCUCACUUUUUAUUUUGUUAAGAUUGUUUGUCCCUCAUGCUUGUUGAAACGAUACAUGUUUUGCCAUGUUUUUAAGGAACAAAGAAGUUUGACUUGUGUGUAUGAAAGGAAUCUAGGUAAAAAAAAAAAAGCUGUUGUGAUUCUGUUUACCUGAACAGAAGAUUUUUUUUGUGAACCGGUCUGUCCACAAGGUCUACAUUUUUUAUAAGAAAAAUAAAAGAAACAGUUGUUGACUCACUAA
Molecule: messenger RNA, 4968 nt
Organism: Limanda limanda (common dab)
Lineage: Eukaryota; Metazoa; Chordata; Actinopteri; Pleuronectiformes; Pleuronectidae
Product: protein PHTF2-like
Exons: 21
Coding region: 277-2559 (760 amino acids)
Cellular component (GO): endoplasmic reticulum
Source: RefSeq, a predicted model, not a curated record